CCAUACAACCACCAAACUCACGCCGGCAAGAUCCUUAGAUUGCAGGGAAAAGAAGAAUAAAAAUCCCCAAUUCGAACAUGGCUUCUGUAGCGUUGAGAAUCCUCUGUGCAGCGAUCUUCCUGUUCAUGGCCGAUGGCGUGUCUCUGGCCACGGGUCCGGCAGCGGCGGCGGCGCCUGCGGCCCCGGUGGCCGCGGCGCCGAGCUCCGGGAAGCUGAACUUAACGGCCAUUCUGGAAAAGGCCAAGCAUUUCAAUACUUACAUAAACCUGCUGACGUCCACACAGGAGACCAGUCAGCUGCUAAAUCCUAAACAACAGGGGCUCACCCUUCUGGCCCCCUCGGACGCCGCUUUUGCAGCUCUGAAAUCCGGCACACUUCACACCCUUAGCGACCAGGACAAAAUUGCCCUUGUGAAAUACCACGCGUUGCCCCGCUAUUACACAUUCGGGCAGUUACAGACCGUGACCAACCCCGUUCUGACCUUGGCCUCGGGCAACGCAGGCCUCUUCGGGAUGAAUUUCUCUUCCAUCGGCAACAACGUUAAUGUGUCCACAGGUAUUGUGAACGCAGCGAUUUCCGGUCCCGUCUAUUCACAGAACCCCGUUGCCGUGUAUCAGGUCGACAAGGUGCUGCUUCCUCUGGGCGUUUUUGGCCCAAAGCCCCCAGCCCCUGCUCCCAUGCCCGAGGUCGGCACUCCCAUGCUCACCGUUUCUCCGUCAUCUGGCGGCUCUGCAACUUCUGGGUGUCAAUCCCGAUUUGUUUUCUCCAAUGGCUUUGCUCUGGCUAUGGCUGUUCUGUCUGUGGGAUUCGUGGCUUGCUUGUAACGGUGGUAUUAUUUGUUGUUGCUUUCGAAUUGCUGUGCUGUUGUGGGGUGGCCUUCCUUCCUUCCUUGCUUGACCUGAAUAAAGGCCAUUCUUUGUAAUUGCGGUGAUUUGUGUAGUAUUAUUGAAUUCUGUACGCGCCAUGUUCAGAUAUUGUAUUCUGUAUUUGAUAUUUUACAUUUUUGUUAUGAUAUGGGGAUUGCUGAUGGGUUUUGGAACGAUCUAUCAUUAGU
Cryptomeria japonica (Japanese cedar) is the source of this 1054-nucleotide messenger RNA. RefSeq names its product fasciclin-like arabinogalactan protein 12. The transcript has a single exon. The record is from RefSeq and is a predicted model, not a curated record. Lineage: Eukaryota; Viridiplantae; Streptophyta; Pinopsida; Cupressales; Cupressaceae. Bases 78 to 824 code for a protein of 248 amino acids.